GAAACCAAGAAGCAAGCUUCUGACAAUUCACCCCUCGGAAUUCUUUCGGCCAUAAUGAGCGAUCGCCAGCGAAUAAUCAACACUCAUUCGGAUGCAACAUCGUCUCCCGCUCCUCUCCCCAGUUUGUCUUCGUUGGUCGGAACCAAUUCCUCUUCUCACGCCCCAUUGCAAAAAACUCAAACUCCUGCGAACAUCACCUCCACGACAAAAAAAGACAGGCUACCCAACAAGGCCAAUAAUGUUAAGAGCGUUGCACCUGUGACAUCCUCCGUAAAACCUCAUGCGUCAUCUGCACCCCCCAAGUCAGUUGCACAAACUCCAAAGAGAAUGGUGCGUCCUACCCCACUCCCUCUUAGCAAACCUGUGGGGUCAUCGGGUCAACACGUGAAAGGAAAUAUGGUUUACGCGAAAAAGACUGCUACCGAUCUGAAUGUUGAUAUGGAUUUCGCGCCGGUUCACGGCCGAUCGGUUGACAAUCGAGAAGAAGAUGACGACGCUGAAAUGCAAAAUCAAUUACGUCAGAAGAAGUCUUGGGCCUCUUUUAACUCGGUUGCACAUGCAUCUUUCAGAAAUGACACCCCUUUGACCACCGAUCACGAUAGCCCCAAAAAUAGUUUCCGACGUCGUCUCCGACGCAACAAUUCCGGUUCCCGUAAAGAACAACAAUCUACCACAAACUCAAAUUCUGUCUCGGAUUCCAUUUCACUCGAACAAAACGGUUCAUCAUAUUCACAUAUGGUUAACGGCGAUCAACAAUCCCAACUUCACCUAUCGGUUCCAACCAAAGAUCACCUUCAUCGCGAUUCAAUCUCAUCUAAUUCUUCCGAAUCCACGACUUUCUCCCGAAAUGGUUCGUAUCCCUCAUCAGCCACAUCCCCGUCGAGUACUCAAACGGAUUCCGGUCAUAUCAACAAUGAACCAUUGAUCUUUUCCCAUGUUUCCGAUUCCAUUCGACAUGAUCAAAACAACUCAUUCUCUCAUCAACAUCACGACUCCUCUUCUGGUCAUCAAAACAAUUCUGAAUCUGCCCCCGCCAAGCAUCUUCCAUCAUCAGCCUUAUCUUCUCAUAUGGUAAACUCCAAUGUCCGUCCACUGUCACCUGCAUCUUCAACUCGAUCAUCAACUCCCAGUAUCAAUGGUCCGACCACCCGCGCACGAUCCCCUGCCUCAUCAUCUCGAUCAUCAACACCUGCUUCUGAAUCUAACCGUUUCACCUCUGGUCAAUCCCGCCGUACACGUAUCCACGAAUCCUCAAACUAUGACGAUGCUGAAUCCUCCUCCAACAGAAAUUUCGUUCAACCACCCCCACCGCCACCAAACACAAAAGAUCCAGUCGCCACUUUGCAGCACUACCUCCGCUUGAUCUCUCAUGAAUGCGUUCCAGGUAAAAAUAAUCCUCAAGAGAUUUUCGACAUGAAAAAAGUCAUCGAUGAAGGUUCCUCCGCAAAAGUCUACACCGCUCGUCCCGUGGCUAAUCGUAAAGAAGAACUUGCCGUCAAGAUUGUCCCACUGACCUACAGCUUGGAAUUCAUCUUUAACGAAUUAUACGUGUUGAAGAACUUUAAGCACGAAAAUAUCGUCGAUUUCAAAGAGAGUUACUUGAGGUGGGACGGGAAAAAUCGAGAAGUUUGGAUUGCCAUGGAAAAAUGCGCCCUUGGAGAUGUGACCAGCCGUGCUGGCAAAAUCAGCGAACGUGAAGUUUCGCGCAUUGCUCGAGAGCUCUUACAAGCACUAAAGCACUUGCAUUCUAACGGCGUCAUUCACCGAGACCUCAAGCUUUCAAACAUUUUGGCCGACGUCAAUAAUCAAAUUAAACUUGCUGAUUUUGGAAUCUCUUCACUGGAACCCAUCUCUACCACCGCUAUGGUUGGAACGAUCCCGUACAUGGCUCCUGAUGUUGUUCUCGUCUCACCGGAUCGACCUUACGACACGAAAGUUGACAUCUGGUCUCUAGGUGUCUGCAUCUUGGAACUUUUGAGCGGCAAAGCGGCCUGGGGCCGUGUCAGGGAUGAUGAAAUAAUGGAUAAAUUGCGUAGAGGUGAGAUGCCCUCCGGAUUCCAACGUUUGACUGACAAGACUGAGAUCGGAUGGGAAGUCAAAGAUUUCUUGCAAAAGUGUUUCGCCAGUUCUGCAGACGCCAGAUGGUCCGCAGAGAAACUGUUGGAGGUAUGA
Messenger RNA from Acaulospora morrowiae, 2172 nucleotides. Lineage: Eukaryota; Fungi; Glomeromycota; Glomeromycetes; Diversisporales; Acaulosporaceae. The record is from the annotation of a GenBank genome assembly.